AAGAAUACUACUGGUAAUUUUAAAUGGUGCGCGUAAAUUUCGUUAACCUGUGUAGUGAAAUCUUAGGUUUAAAUGUAUCAUCGAAUCAUUGCUCGAUUGAAGAUUUUUCCGGUCGAUUAUCUUUCUGUUCAUGCAAUUGAUAACUCGGCACGUUCCCGGGGUAUACAACAGUAGAGUUACGUGAAUCCACGCGUAUGGAUGAUGAGCAAGUUGUAAACGACGUUGAAUAUGAGAGUGAAACAGAUAGUGUAUCAGUCGGUGAGUGUAUUGACUCGAAUGAAUUUUUCGUGAGUCAUAUCGAAUGGGUACAAAAUCAAAGGAAAAAACAUUUUGAAUUGCCUGAAACUGUCAAUGUUAUUGAAUGUGAGAAUCAGUGCAAGGUGUAUCUAAUCGGAACUGCACAUUUCAGUGAGGAAAGUAUUGCUGACGUCAAAAAGGUUAUGGAACAUGUACAUCCUGAUAUCGUUAUGCUGGAACUCUGUGCUAAUCGAAGUCAUACUUUGACAAUGGACGAAGAAAAUAUCAAAAAGCAACUUAAGGACAUUAAUAUUACGUCCAUCAUUCGAAAGGUAGGUAAUGGUCAAUGCCGAAACCAAAAACGUUUGAACAUUUUGUAAGUUUUUAUGUUACACAUAGCUUAAUCCGCCACCCGAUACUAUAUAUUCAGGCUUGAUCUAUUUUUCAGAUUUCAUUGCUUUCAGUCAAGCUGUUAUAUACAUUGCUAACCACUGUAUAGCUCGGUCAACCAAUAAUUAUUGGAUUAAUCCAUUCUUAUGGUAAAUAUUUGGUCGUAACUCAUAGGCAGACACGGACAUUAAGAAUAAAGGAUAUUCAUAGGUUACUAAUACUCAAUCAUAGGUUCCUUCAAGGCAUCGUCCCCGUAUUUCGAAGCCGCCGACCGAGCAAUACCUGGGCUAGGGAUAGGGUACUGAGUAGAGAUGAAAGGUCGAUUGGUAAGGUAUUAAAUCCUUAUCGAUUAGGAUAACUAAACAUGUGUUACGAAUGCCCAACCAUGGCACACCUCGGCAGGUGGUGUUCUCUGGUGAAGAAUUAGGUCGAGGAAAGGCUGGUGGCAGCCAAACUGAAAUAUGACAUCAGUUCUUAAAGUCAUUAACAUUUGGGCUGUGCCAUGUUAAUAGGUGUAGACUAUCCGUUUGUGUUCCUUGCGAUUAUCUUAACCAAUGGUUGAAGACUUUGAAUGGAACAGCUCAAAAUCGCCUACAAUGACGCAGGAGCGUCCACUUUUUCUUUGCCUUAUGAUCCUAAUUCUCGAAAUCCCUCAUAAUCUUUAUAUUUCAUUAACCUACAUUUUAUUGAAUAAUAUCUAUGCCUAAUCUUUCCUAUUACGACUUAUACUGCUACUACUGUGGAAUUCGCCUCAACAAUUUCAUCUCGCCGUGCUAAUGGGGUAUGGCAACUUGGACCGAUGUACAUACGUACCAGGUUCUACUUUGUGGCUUACUGAGACAGGCAUAUCAACAUAGAAUUUGUCACAGAUGUGCCUAGACCCACGUUUCUUUAUCACAAGUAACGUAUUAGAAACGAUAACAAGAAGAAUUAAACAUCGCGAAUAUGAUUCGGAAAGUCAACGGGAAUAGGUGUGCAUGAAAGGAUACCGGUAUUCCCAAUCAGUGAUCAGGACCAGUUAGUUUGAAUUUACCAACCUGUAUCAGACCCACAGUAAAUGUCUCUCUUUGGCUAAAUAAUCAUUGAGAAAGAAUUUAAUCGCUGAGAUCAGUGCUCUCGGUUGUAUCUACCACAACUUCUAUGCAACUCAGUAGUCAUAGUGUCCACUACAUCGUAUGUUAUCUGUCUAAAACCACACGUCACAGAAAGCAAACAUGGAAAUUCGAAUGUGAAACCCAAUUGUUAACAGUUGAGUAGUUAAAUCGUCAGACUUCUGCCCCUUCAGAUAAGCAUUGUUCUUAUUGAUUUCGCGUUACUAGCAAAUAAAGAAUGAAGAGGUUAACCUUGUGUAUACCAAAUCUUCGUACCCAUAAAAUUUUGCUGCCUAAAAUGAAACCUAGCAACUAACAAAGUAACUUAACAAAACGGAUCAAAUAUUGACCACGAGCCUAUAAAUGCCUUCAAGAUGCUUUACAAUAAACUGUACACCUUUUCAAGUUGAUAAAAAUAUCAGAAUUAAUUCAUCGCGACUAUAAGACGAAAUGUAGGUCUAAAUUUGAAAAGUAAGCAAUUAUUCAAUACUUACAGUAACAACUUCAAGUGGCUUAAUUUGAAAUAUCACUCUUUAUAUUCCCAGUUUUGAAUAUAGUAUCAGUCCGUACCUUUUAUUCCCCGAACUUAUUCGUCAUUUCUGUUUGAUUUUCAACCUUUUAACUUCAUCAUAUCGUUUGCAUUAUUUACUUCAGCGUAAAGCAAGAAUACAUAAUCCGAUAAAUUCUUGUUAGGUCCUCCGUCUACAUUUAUGAUUUUCUCAGCGUUUCCUACACUGUUGUGACGUUUGUUUAUGUAUUAUUUAAACUUGUUUUAUUUUUACCCAGCACGGUGUCAGUUCAGGCGUUUUACACUAUCUCUUGCUUCGACUAAGUGGUUAUUUAGUUGACACUCUUGGAAUGGCACCUGGUGGAGAGUUCAGAGCCGCCGCCAAAGAGGUAAGUUAGACGUGUAGGCUUGUGACAAAUUAUUGUCAUACAUUAAACUCCCUACCUCUUAGUAUUUAACAUUGACAUGCUUCAGUAAAAUGUUUGUUACUGUGAAGUUGUCUGUCUAGUAAUAAUCAAUCAUUCUAAUGUGUUUAUUUAUACUGACUUUUUGUCAUGAUACACGUUUAGUGAUAUUUAUUUACUAGGAAAUAUUUUUUGUGUUUUAUGCGAUACUUUUUGUACAUUUGUUUGGAUGUACCGUAUAGGCGAUGAAGCAGCCUCACUGUCACGUUGUUCUAGGAGACCGUCCUGUAAACAUUACACUUUAUAGAGCUUUGGAGGCGUUGGGUCCGUGGACUAAGCUCAAGUUUUUUGUUGCUCUUCUAUUCAGUUUCCAACCCAUUACGUAAGUAACUGCUUAUAAAUUUACUGUGCUGUAUAAUUUUGUCAGUGAGUAACUUCAACACUGAGUUUUUGUUUGGAUACUGAAGUUAGUUUACAUAUCAUAAGUUACUGUACUUUCUCUCGUUAGGUGUAGUUGCUCUGUAAGCAGUGUUUUCCAAACUUUUGUUUCCUAUUCUAGUCACUGAACACAAACGUUUCUAUUAAAAUGUAACGGUUCCCCAAGUUUCUAGCCAUUCUAGCACUCCACUGAUAGGGUCAAUGACUUGUAGCUCAGUUAGUCAGAACCAUCCGGUUCAUUUGAGAAGCAUUUUGGUUGCUCUUUUUUUGUUAAUUUAUUUUUUAGUCUGUUGAUUUUUGUUUGUGUGAUACAUCUAAUUUUAUUAGUGUUCCACAGCUUUCCAUUACAGUAAAAUUUCUGAUACUGUAAUUUCUUUCCCAUUAGGAAAGAACAAAUUGAGGAGAUGAAAAAAACAGAUUUUCUGGAAAAACUGUUAGUUUCUAUGGCUGGUGAACACCCAGAACUAACAAGGAUAUUGUUAGAUGAACGAGAUCAAUAUCUAGCUCGUUCCAUCUGGGAGGCUACCGGAAUGGAAGAAUAUUUAAAAGCACAAGCACUAAGGCCGAAUUCUACUUCUGAGAUACACAAUCCUUCAAAUAUUGAAGAGUCUGUUGUGCAACACCGUAAAAAUAUUGAUCAGUCUAAUGACUAUUCACUAGAUGGAAUUGCUCACAGUUCUGAACGAGAUAAUUUCCUUAAUGAUCCCUCUCCUCCGCACCUGAGUUGUUGUUCACACUGGCCACCGACCAGUAUAUUGCCAAGAGUUGUUGUCGCUGUUGUUGGGAUAGGUCAUGUAGCUGGAAUCCGCAAAGUCUGGUCAACAGUUAACACAAUUAAAAAACACGAAUUAUGCGUGUAAGUGAAAAUUGUGUACCCAAUAUUUAACAGAGUAAUGAAUGUUCAUAAAUUUCUUACAAUGAAAUCACAUUGCAUUUUUAGUUUUCAACUAUUGACUUUUCAAUUAAAUUGUCCAGCAACCUCAUGUUUUAUUUCUCACCAUCGUUUUCUAAAGUAUUUCAUAAAUAUGUCUCAACUUUAUACAUAUGGUUGAUGAAGCCUAAUUGUGCUCCAUUUGCUUGUAGCUGCGCUUAGAUAGAUGUAUUUUUAUUAUCAAAGCCUACCACUUUUACUAAUGUAAUUUUCAAAACAGGUUAUCACAGCCGAUCUUCUUGAAACUGGCGACAUUAGACAGCUGUUUUUUUUUAAGUUUAAAGCUUCCAAGAUCACAUCUAAAACUGAUUGUUCCCGCGAUAAACACCGCUAUUCAAAGACAAAAUCAACAGUCUACAGCUUCAAUUAGUUUGCAACAUAGUUGGGUCACCAUUCAAUGCAAUUGGCGAGCAUUUACUCCUCUCCCAACUUGAUUUUCUUUGUUUUGCGGCUUGCCACUAAAAUAACUCGCAUUGCACACCUUUUUUAUUGUUGGUUUUUAUGCCUGUACAUUUCUGAAGAGCCCUUAAAAUCUUUCAUUAAUAACCACAGGAAUCAGUUCGACUAAUAGUGUAUAAGAUAUCUUCACUAACCAUCCUACGCUUACCUGGAGCCUAGGAGAAUGAGACUUUUCAGAAGUGAGCAUGAUUAUAUCGACCAACUUUUCACCCUUCAUUAGUUUACCUACCGAGUAACAAUGCAAAAAUAUUUGGACUGAUUUCAUCCCCUUCGGGAUCUGAAUCAAAAACAUUACCGCUGGACUGCUGUACGUCAUUGUCUAGAUUACUCUACAUUAACCACCCACUUAUCAUAGAAGCCCUAUUAGCCCUUUUAGUUUGGUAUUUGGUGAGAUCCCAGUAGAAAACGUAUACUGCCUAGCAAUACAUUACAUGUUACCAUAAAUCUGUGAACCAUGCUCUAUGAAAGACUUGUAAGCCGCAGGUUUAUGACGAUAAGUGUCUUUGAAUUAUUGCUGUUGCAUCGUGGAACGACCGAGUAAGCUAUGUUGAAGCCAGACGCAGUAUACUAAGCAAAGCUGGAAAAUCAGUUGAUGAAGAGGUGAAUCUACAUAGACUGAGGUGGUUGAAAAGUGUUAAUAUCCCGAACCACCACCAUAUAUAUCUUGAACUUCAAUUGUGGCUAACCUAAGAGUAAGUUGUACGAUAGCCAAGGGCGGGCAUACUUAAGCGGAUGACCAGUGCGUUGGUCUGUCCUAUACCGAUAGAUGAAGACGACCCGUUUGGGUUUGAGUAAUAAUUGCAACCAGAGGUUGAAAAAGUGUAGUGACGUAGCUCGGAAUCGAACGUAGUAAUGUAGAUGCAUCCACUGUUUAUUUCCCUUUAAAUCUUUGCUCCAUAUAUAUAUAUACGGUACUUCUGAACUGUCAGUUAUUCUUUACUUUACAUCAACUUACGAUUAUGAAAGCUUUAAAACAUUUUCAAAAUUUAUCGUCUGUCAGUUCAAGUUGUUUUUAGCGCUAUUUAUGAUGAAUUUCGUUUGUUAAUGAAAAGUUUUAACAUGUAUUACGUUCAUUUAUUCUUUUUUGUAGACUACUUGAACCUCCUCUUUCCUGGCGCAUAUUUAAGUGGUCGUUGCGAGGAGUUUUGAUUUCUUUAGUUGCUGGAGUUGUUUAUGGUGUGUGUCGGUGUUCAUAUAUGUUUGGUUCUUUUGUUUAUAAUCGACUUUUGUAAAUAAUUGCUUGUAAAGCGUAUGCACUAAGCCUGAACUGUGAUUUAGUUUUGUUUUACUCUUGUUGCCCUAUUAAUCCUUUGUAUACUCUAAGAUCAAUAUUCUGUUGUAUAUUUUUCUUUGGACUAGGUUUUUUCGAUUCCUUUUAAACACAUGUUUUCCAUUUUGGCUGAUCUGUUAAUUAUACAUGUGUGUUCUAAAAUGUACUCUGUUUGUACCACUUUCUUAUUGAUUCAUUAUUUAGUUCUCACCUUGUUAUUAGAAAGUUAGUCAACGAUGGGUGGCUUGUAAUAAUCAUUUGAAGGCAAUUAAAAAAUCUACUAAACCUAAUUAAAUAUGUUCACUUUGUUCAUUCAUUUAGUAUUUAUAUGCAGUACGUGUAACUUGGAUUUAAAAUAAGUUAUUCGAUAGGGUAAGAUUUAGUCAAACGACUCAUUUAAAAAAAGACUAGCAAAGUUGGAUGGGUGAACCUUAACAAACAUCUUAAUAAAAAUCAAACUGAUUGGAUUGCUAAAUGUGUUGUAGAUCCUGAAUAUAUGUCGAAUGAAUAGUACGUUUUCUCUUUCACGUCUGCCUUUCCUUUAGAUAAUAAUUUUGUCAGGAAGUGUUAUUUGGCUUCCUUGAUUCCGUAAUUUUAAAGAUUCAGUAAAAGGGUGGUAUUAAUAAUAGUGGUCUUUGUACUAGUAAUUCAGUAAACGCUAAAGAGCGAACUCGUACUGUCAACUUAACCGUCAUUUCCUAAACACAUUUGGUGAUACAUAUGUUAUAUUAGUCAUGAUUCCUAAGGCAAAGUCAACAUUGUGACGUACAUGUCAUGCUUUAGAACUAGUUAUGUAAUUAGCUUCUCGAAUAUCAUUAGAAGCUGAAGUCACUUAGUAUAAUUUAUCCCUUGAAUAGAAUUACUGGUAGUUUCGACAUACUUGUUAUCAAGUGGUAAUAGAAAUUUAUGCAACCUUGGAAUCGUUAUUAUUUAAUGAACGAAUUACAUGGGAUAUAUCAUCUCAUAAAUUCUACUUUCAAUGCAAUACACCUUGCGGACUAUCUGUUUGUGUGGCCAGUAAAUUUUCCUAACAAACUUUACGGGAUUAAUAGCAAGAUCAUGCUGAGAUUAUGGUUUGAAAGUACUUUUGGAAUGAUCUGACGUUAGAUCCGAACUAUUUUUCCGAAAGCUAAAAUCAAAUAACAGCAAAAUUCAAGUGGACGUGAAGUGUUCGAAUUUAUCCAUAUAUGACCCUUAAUUUGUCCUGUG
Messenger RNA from Schistosoma haematobium, 6937 nucleotides. RefSeq lists its product as uncharacterized. NCBI's taxonomy places the organism in Eukaryota, Metazoa, Platyhelminthes, Trematoda, Strigeidida, Schistosomatidae. The coding region runs from base 3473 to 3928 and encodes 151 amino acids. The record is from RefSeq and is a predicted model, not a curated record. The transcript is spliced from 2 exons.